GACUGUUGAAGAGACAACUCUUAAUUUUUUGAAAAAUAAUCAUUUGUUGUGGAAUCGAAUUCUGUUUUGACUGUUUUUGGGAAAUAUAUUUUGAUAAUUGGAAAAGAAUAAAAAUGAGUUUUCGUUCUUUACAAACAGAUCGUGAACACUCUACAGAAAAUGUUCAGCUUCACAGGCAGCUGUGUAGACAGAGGUCAAAUUCUACUCCAACUUUGUGUAAUGUGGCAUCUGGAGACGUUAAUGCAAAAGACAGCAAAGGUCGUACGUUGUUGUAUUAUGCUGCUAAGUACGGACAGACGGAAAUAGCAAGAUCGUUGUUAGAAGCUGGAUGUGAUCCUAAUAUUACUGACUGUAACAAAAGCACUGCUCUCCAUGAAGCCACUGAUGGUUCUCACCUUGAUGUGAUCAAGUUACUUAUCAAAAGUGAAUGUGAUUUGAAUAUUAAAAAUCUACAAGGACAGACGGCAUUGAUGAGAGCUGUGUUGUUUGACGAUAUUGCAACUGUAAAGACUCUCCACAAAGCAGGUGCAAAUGUUGACGAAACAGACUGUACAGGAAAAACAGCUUUACUUAUUGGACUCCAAGAAGGUAGAGAAAAAUCCUGUGUAUAUCUCAUAAAGCAUGGAUGUGAGGUGAACAUCGUGGAUAAAUUAGGACAAACAGCUCUAUAUCUUGCCACACACACAACUGUAAAAUGUUCACCAAGUGUGUGUAAAAAACUGAUCAGCGCUGGAUAUAGACUUGAUAAUGAUUCCGAGUGGUUACCUAAAGACUUACUGAAAGGUCUUACUGAACGAGGAAGGAAUAUUGUUGGUCGUUUCUUAAGUAUUUUCAAUAAGAAGAAACAACCGUGUAAUCUAGACUUUGUUCCGGAGGAAAGUGAGGAAUUGGAAUUUCCAAACUUUCGAAUAUUAGACAUCUGCACUUGAAUACAGUUUCAUUGAACAUGUUGAAAGGAAGAAAGUGCGUAAGACUAAUUUUAUCUUGCCGAUAUGUACAUUUCGAUUACCUUAUUUAUGAUUUUGAAUGUGAAGCAAUGGUCAAUGAAAUCCAAGACUCUAAUAUUGUAUUUAUAUAAUAAGAAAUUCAGUAUUAUAUUUAAACUAUUUAUUUGACAAAUUGAUUACAUGUACAUGUAUGUGUAUA
This is a messenger RNA of Mytilus californianus (California mussel), 1146 nucleotides long. RefSeq names its product ankycorbin-like. NCBI's taxonomy places the organism in Eukaryota, Metazoa, Mollusca, Bivalvia, Mytilida, Mytilidae. The record is from RefSeq and is a predicted model, not a curated record. The transcript has 3 exons. Gene Ontology annotation, cellular component: cytoplasm. The coding region runs from base 114 to 929 and encodes 271 amino acids. Gene Ontology annotation, molecular function: protein binding.